UUGAAAACAGUCUCUAGAAAAUGCUUCGGCUCUUAGGGUUAUCGUUUGGUAAGAGCCUCCUCUUUACCCUAAUUAUACAAGGAACACUUUUGAUUGGGAUCCAGGGAGCUGAAAAGGAAACUCUGUACUCAAAAUAUGAUAAUGUUCAUAUGGUAACCGGCACCACUUUACAGGGAACUUUAACCGACCCCGCUCUCGGAAAGUUGGUGCAAUUUAUGAACAUUUUCUGCGGACACUGCCGGAGAUUCGCACCCACCUUUAAGAAAAUGGCAGUAGGACUGCAAAAGUGGAACCGAAUUCUCCGGAUAUAUGCCGUGGACUGUGCCGAAGAGGUAAAUGUGAGGCUAUGUCGUGAUUUUGCCAUUAAAUCGACGCCCACUCUGCGCUACUAUCCUUCCAAAUUUCUAAAGUCACAAAUGGGUCUCGGUACCAAUAUUGGCACUACUGAUCCUGAGAAAAUCGUGAAAUUACUUACAGGCUAUCUGGCUAAAAAUGACUACAGUGGAACGAAGGAACUGAAGCCCAUCUUCGAGCCGAUUCAGUCGACUGAGAAUGUUUCCACCAUCUUCGAUCGAUUCGGCCACAAUCUGCCAUAUAUUUUGCUUGUUCUUCAGCCACAGAACUCUUGGAUAGGAAUUCAAACGAUUCUCGACCUGCUUCCUUAUCCACAUGUGGGUGUUCGGAUACUGAAUGAUGCGCAGCUCUUCACUAAUUUCGGACUGCAGCCAAGUGACCAAAAAGUAGCCCUCUUAGAUGGAACUGGUAAAGUAGAGCCACUUACGCCUGACAAUGAAAGUAGCUCUGCCUAUGUGGCCAGUGUUGUAGAAUUUCUGGGGCAAAAAGGGAUUACCAGUAUUCCCCGAUUGGCGACCACAACAAGUCCAAAAGAGGUCUUGCCAAUGGGGCUCGAUGCUGUUAUACUGAAAAAAAUGCUGGUCUCUCCACCCACAGUUUACCAAGCGGACUUGGAACAGGCUAUUGACCAACUUAUCCACAUUGAAAUACCCAAGACGCCACUUAUAAAAGGCGAUAGCUUAAUGGCUCUUCGACUGCUUAUUAAGUUGUUUCAGCGUUUUAAUCCUUUAAACAAAGACGGAAGGAAAUUAAUCGACCGCCUCGUAAACCACCUCUUUUUGGUUAAUGAAAUCACAGGAGAAGAGUUCCUAACCGCAGUAAACAAAAUUGAAAAAAGUCCGGGAAGGAUAUUCAAGGGCAAGCGAUACGUUGGCUGUAUUGGUUCAAAACCAUUUACGCGAGGUAUUACCUGCUCGUUUUGGACCCUGUUCCAUUACCUUACCGUAAUGUCGGCGAACAGCCCCGGUGCUUUUCCUCCAGGCACCGUAAUAAAAAGCCUAUAUGGUUUUGCCAAGUUCUUUUUCGGCUGUACGGAUUGCUCUCAGCACUUUCAAAAGAUGGCCAAAAGGCGAAAAAUAGGAUCCGUCAAGAGACAUGACAAGGAGGUCCUUUGGCUGUGGGAAGCCCAUAACGAAGUGAAUAAGCGAUUGUCAGGGGAUCCCACAGAAGAUCCCAAGUUCCUCAAAGUGCAGUUCCCGCUGAAGAAACACUGCUCGGCCUGCUAUAAAUCGAAAAGAUGGAACUCAGCUCAGGUUCUAAAAUACCUAAAACGCAUUUACAAUCUCAAAAGAGUUAGCUUCUACGGAUUGCCCACCUUUAAUCGUUCUUAGAAACUGACAAACCUAGUAUAGCGUUUAUCAGCAUGUGAAUAAAAGUCAAGUUAAUGCCAUUCAAGUUUUUAUUUUAU
This is a messenger RNA of Drosophila subpulchrella, 1762 nucleotides long. It is a transcript of the gene Qsox3, whose product is annotated as sulfhydryl oxidase 1. Lineage: Eukaryota; Metazoa; Arthropoda; Insecta; Diptera; Drosophilidae. The transcript has a single exon. Gene Ontology annotation, cellular component: Golgi membrane. The coding region runs from base 21 to 1685 and encodes 554 amino acids. Gene Ontology annotation, biological process: protein folding. Gene Ontology annotation, molecular function: protein disulfide isomerase activity; flavin-dependent sulfhydryl oxidase activity. The record is from RefSeq and is a predicted model, not a curated record.